AUGGCCCAAAGGAUGGAGUACUUAGUUAAGGGACUAGCAGUGGUUAUUCUUACCCUCUUCGUGGUCCAAACCCUGUCCGACUGCAAUGUCUGUCAGCCGAAUAAGGUGGCCUGCAUCAACUCCACCUCAUUUUAUCUCUGCUUUGGAGAUGCAACCCCUCAUCGGGAUCAGUUGUAUCAUUGCCUAGAAGGCUUCGACUGCACCAAUCUCACGGCAAUCUGUGUCCAGAAGAGCAGUCAGCGUCCUCCAAGUUGUGGUGACACCUCAAAGUGUGGCCAGUGUAGUGCCAACAGCAACUACUUGUUCGCCUGCCAGAGUCGUGGCAUCUUCCAGAUGUGCUACGGAGCCACCAGACCCACAGGAAAGUUCGGAUACUGCCCCGAGGGAAAGGUCUGCGAUGCCAGUAGCACCACCAUCUGUGUGCCCGAGGAGGAAAGUCAAACGGUCACCUGUGACAUCAACGAUGAACUGGUGGACACCACCACUGCCUCCUCGGAUGGGAUCACUGAGAGCAGCACGGAGUCUACAAUUAGUACUGUGGAGAGCACCACAGAUGAGUCCACCACUUCGACUCCUUAUACUCCCACCCAGAUGUGCUCCGAAAGAAAUAAGACUGGGCUUUACCCAACAGUUCCUGCGGAUCCCUACUGCCAGCGCUACAUUAGUUGCUACUUUAAGAAUACAACGCUUAUCAGAUCUGAGGAACUCAAUUGCCCCACGGACUCCUUCUUCGUUUCCCAGACGCAGAGCUGUGUCUAUGUGAAUCCGGGCAACUGUCUAAAGAGUUAA
Molecule: messenger RNA, 789 nt
Organism: Drosophila serrata
Lineage: Eukaryota; Metazoa; Arthropoda; Insecta; Diptera; Drosophilidae
Cellular component (GO): extracellular region
Molecular function (GO): chitin binding
Source: RefSeq, a predicted model, not a curated record